Aedes albopictus (Asian tiger mosquito) is the source of this 979-nucleotide messenger RNA. RefSeq lists its product as uncharacterized. The transcript has 2 exons. The coding region runs from base 137 to 889 and encodes 250 amino acids. The record is from RefSeq and is a predicted model, not a curated record. Lineage: Eukaryota; Metazoa; Arthropoda; Insecta; Diptera; Culicidae.
UUAUCACUGAGUCUUGAAGAUCAAAUAAAUCAGUUCACUCCCAUCCCACCAAGGGUAAUGUUCAGUUACUGUAUCCUAAAAGGUGACCCAUUUUAGAAUAAUUGGUAGUUUUGGUCUUAAUUCCACAUAAACGAAGAUGUUCGCGCGAAUAGUAACGAUAGCAGCAUGCCUGUCCACGUUGGCAACUGCAGGUCCAGUUCCAAAUCAUGAAAUCAACCCGAUCAUAGCUAACAUCGACAACUAUUUCGGGAACUUGGCACAAUCCUUGGUAUUCCGGCGCGAAGUUAAUUCAACGGAGAAAUAUCAAUCCGCCGAUGGUCACACCCAAGUGGUAAUCCAACCCGCAUCAACGACGACUCUUCAAGAAAUCUUAUUCCAUCCAACCAAUCAGCAUCUAGUUGCCGAGAACGAGACUGAAGUGUUCAGCAAUGGAACGAACAAAGUACUUCUGGCUAAGGUCGAUCUCGUAACUGAGGUCACUACAGAGAAUAGGAAAACUUCCGAGUCUUCGACCACAUCUCCAGCACCGGCAACAACCAGUCCCGCUGAAGUUGCCCCCAAAUUGCCAUUAUCGACCUCAAUCAUACAGGUCUUGAAAGCCAUUCCAUCAACGGUCGUAGCAGGAACCACCGAAUCUUCCACUUUGGCUGAUUUGUCGACAAAAGCGAUUAGCAACACCGCAACGACGGUUGUCGCCACUGGCAGUACAACACUUAGCACCCCGAAUUCGACGCCACAUGUAGCAAUUGUCACACCGGUGAGUGUAGUGGCGGUAACUACGAGUUCAUCGAGUACUACCACAGCGGAGCCUGAAUCCGAAUCGAAGGAGAUUCGAGACAAGGUCAAAGAAGUGGAAGCCGAACCAGUCAUUCUAACUGUUGGAGUGUGAAAUUCGCACUUUAACUCAGGCAGCGUAAUUUAUAAAAAUACUACUAUACCAUUUUUAGAAACUAAUGAAAUGAAAUAUAUGUUAUGAUUU